Messenger RNA from Paralichthys olivaceus (Japanese flounder), 1682 nucleotides. It is a transcript of the gene ppp1r11, whose product is annotated as protein phosphatase 1, regulatory (inhibitor) subunit 11. The record is from RefSeq and is a predicted model, not a curated record. Gene Ontology annotation, cellular component: nucleus. NCBI's taxonomy places the organism in Eukaryota, Metazoa, Chordata, Actinopteri, Pleuronectiformes, Paralichthyidae. Gene Ontology annotation, molecular function: protein phosphatase 1 binding; protein serine/threonine phosphatase inhibitor activity.
CGUGGGAUCAAUAGGUUUCCUGUUUGGGUGUAGCCACACCGCUCACUUGGCAGCUUGACUUUGUGUUGGCCUCAUCUCACGAAGGUGUUCGGCACAUCCGAGUCGUCAGGUCAGCAGCCUUCUACCUAAAACUGUCUGGUGCAAAGAACCGAGCUGAGCGGCUGUAGCCAUAAUAACACCGUAUUACAGGCGCUCCGCUGCUUCCAUACCUGAAAGCUAGCUAACGACAGCGUUAGCACUGCCGCUCCAGGGAUGGCGGAGGUUCCCGGGACAUCAAGUGAGACGAUAACGGAGACUGUUGAAACUAGCACACCGCCUCCGCCCCAGCAGGAGGGAAGAAGCCUGACAAUCAAGCUGAGGAAGAGGAAGACUGAGAAGAAGGUGGAGUGGUCCAGUGACACUGUUGACAAUGAGCACCUUGGAAGAAGGUCUUCAAAGUGCUGCUGUAUCUACGAGAAGCCCCGACAGUUUGGAGAGUCCUCUUCUGAAAGCGAGGGAGAUGAUGAUGAAGAAGGGUGUGGCAGCGCUCACUGUAUCCUGGGCCAUGGAAGGAGAGGCAAUGGACAGAGAGGGGCUGGGGGGACCACAGUGCCCCCAAACACUGGAGGGUCUCAUACCCACUAAUGAGCUUUGUAGGCUGAUUGUGGGAUUUGGAGUGUUUUCUCACCACAGCAUUGCCGUAUUAUAAAACUGCACUCCUUUUUUGAGUUACAUCACUGAGGUACAGGCAGGUCUGAUGCUGCGUUCUAGUCAUGAGUCAGAAUCUGUCCUGCUGCUUUGAGAAACACAGAGCAACACAUAUCUGGCAGAUAAAAGUCCAAUUUACACAAAUCAACAUAUGUUUUUAACAAAUAAAAGCAUGCGCAGUAUUGUGCCAAUUAACAUGAAUGAAUGAUAUAUACAAUCUUAAAUUCCUCUUAUCUAAAACUUUUAACACAAAGGACACAUGCUGUGAUGAUAAUAGGAUCUAAAGGACUGUCCCAGUGUUUUUGCUUUUGCUACACACCACACACAAUGCGUCUUCAAUUUGAGCUGAGCAUUUUCAAAAGCAUGAUAUAAUGCUGAUCAAAUGAUGCCAUGUACUUCUCUGUAGAUAAAGCUUAUUUAAUCACUAAUAGGUUAUGAAAUAUUAAUAUCAAAGUGUAUGAUGAAAGAGUGCAGCAUGCCAAGGAAAAUGUUCUGCAGCGCAGCAGCAUGGUUUAACACUGAUUUGUGAUAAAUGAGCUAAAACGAAUAAAAACAUUAGUCACGCUCUUCUGUGGUUUAUGGUGUACAGUGAUGUCACCACGUCAAACAAACAUGGAUUAAUGGUUUAAUUAAGCAUGUACAUUACCUACCUGUGGGUCAUUUUCAAGAAUGCAAGCUGCAGGUGUCAGACAGUAUCAUUUUCACACUGUAGUAAACACAACAGUGUAGAGUGCUUUGGAAAAUGUUCAUCAACUGUGAUUUGUCACGAAGGAGCUUAAACAAACGUCAAUGUCUUAAAAACAUUUGCUUUAUGCUCAAUCAAUCACGUUGCACUUUCUCCAGCAGCAGAUUGGACGUUAUGACUCUGAGGUGUCUCUGGAACGCAGCACACAGUUUGGAGAGCAGGAGAGGGACAGAUAGUCUACCUGUGUAUUUAGCUCAUGACAAAGUGGCAGAGUUAAUUGUAAAUAAUUCUGGACAUCACUUUUUAUUUU